UAUUUCGCGAGAUUUGCUUGGCGCCGCGACCCCAUGUGAGACACCUCCUGCAUGAGCCCGUCUACCCCUGCAGAGGAAAGCGCAAUGGAGCACUGAACCUUUACAUCGUUAUCCCCCUCUCCCCAAACCCUUGUUUUCCAAAACAAACCCACGUUUAUUGUUUUUUGGGGGGGCUACAGUAGAGUUGCUGCAACGAUGUGGAUUCAGAUUCGUACUAUUGACGGGAAGGAAACGCGAACCAUUGAGGACCUUUCUAGAUUGACCAAAAUUGAGUCUUUACGGUUGAAAAUACAGGAGAUCUUCCAUGUUAAUCCAGAGCAGCAGCGGCUAUUCUAUCGAGGGAAGCAGAUGGAAGAUGGCCAGACCCUCUUCGACUACAGCGUGGGCCUCAACGACAUCGUGCAGCUGCUUAUCCGCUCCCAGUCGGACCCCCCCGAAGGACCCCCUGGCCCCAGAGAGAACCCCCGGGACGUGGCCCCGGGCCCCCGGGAAGGCCCUAUGGACAGACCCCCGACGGCGGCCGCUGCUACGGCCACCCCCUGCGGUUCAAACUCCCCGAGUCCUGGGUCAUACUCCGCCAGGGCCCCGCAACCCCCCGCCCUGCCCAAGACCGGCCCCGCCCACGCAACAGACAUUACCAGCGUCAUCGUCAACAACAACAACAACAACAACAAUAAGAGCGGUACCGUCGCUAGCAGCCUGGCUAACAAUAAUAAUAACAAGUGCAACACAGCCAAGCCAGAACCGGCCGUUGCCACCACUAACUUUGCCGAUGCUAAACACGGGUCGGGUACGGGGUCCGGAUCCGGGUCAGGGUCCAAGCCGUCCCACCCUGCACCGGACACCCAGCCGUCCACGUCCAGCCGACCCGCGCUGGUGGACCCGGGUAUCGGUGUGUACAAGAUCAACGAGCUGGUGGACUGCCGGGACGUGACGGUGGGCGCCUGGUUCGAGGCCAGCGUGGAGAGCGUGACCAAGGCCCCCCCGGUCCCCGUCAAGGGCAAGGUGGGCCGGCCCCCCAAAAGGACUAACGGCAAGCUGGAGGCAGAGUCUGGAGUCCAGCCCGCCCCUCCCCCCCAGGGCAACAGCGGUGUGGACGCCGCCCGGGGUAGCGGCGGUGCGGCGCUGGCCGCGGGGGGCGCUACAGGCUCCUCCCCCCUCGCCGCCGGCACGGACUCUGCGGGCGCCAAAGGCCCCGCCCCCGCGCCGACCGCAGACAGCAGGCAUCGCGAGGAGGACGUGGUCUACCAUAUUAAAUAUGACGACUACCCGGAGAACGGCGUGGUGGAGAUGCUGCCGGUGCACGUGCGGCCGCGGGCGCGGACCCUGCUGCGCUGGGACCAGCUGAGUCCCGGCCUCCGGGUCAUGGUCAACCACAACCUGGAGACCCCCGAGGAGAGGGGCUUCUGGUUCGACGCCGAGGUGCACGCCCUCAACCAGGCGUCCCGCACCAGCAAGGAGCUGCGCGUCAACAUCCUGCUGGGGGGCUCAGGAGAUGUGAUCAGGGACUGUAAGGUCCACUUCCUCGACGAGGUCUACCAGGUGGAGAUACCGGGGGCCCGUGCGUUGUCUGCUGCGGACGGGCAGUUCAAAAGGAAAAGCGGGCCGGAGUGCAAGCACUGCCGGGCGGACCCGGACGCGGAGUGCCGCUUCUGCUCGUGCUGCGUGUGCGGCGGGAAGCAGGACGCCCACAUGCAGCUGCUGUGCGACGAGUGCAACAUGGCGUUCCACAUCUACUGCCUCAGCCCGCCGCUCGCCACCAUCCCCGACGACGAGGACUGGUACUGCCCCACCUGCAAGAACGACACCAGCGAGGUCAUCAAGGCCGGGGAGAAGCUGAAGGCCAGCAAGAAGAAAGCCAAGAUGCCCUCGGCCACCACCGAGAGCCAGCGGGACUGGGGGAAGGGUAUGGCCUGUGUGGGGCGGACUAAAGAAUGCACCAUUGUUCCGUCAAACCACUACGGGCCCGUUCCUGGCGUUCCGGUCGGAACCACGUGGAAAUUCCGUGUCCAGGUGAGUGAGGCGGGGGUGCACCGACCGCACGUGGGCGGUAUCCACGGACGCAGUAACGACGGCUCCUAUUCGCUGGUGUUGGCCGGAGGCUUUGAGGAUGAAGUGGACAGGGGAGAUGAGUUUACCUAUACAGGAAGUGGGGGUCGCGACCUCUCAGGAAACAAGCGGAUUGGAGAGCACUCCUUUGACCAGACUCUGACCCACAUGAACAGGGCGCUGGCACUGAACUGCGACGCGCCGCUCAACGACAAAGACGGCGCCGAGUCGAGGAACUGGCGAGAGGGGAAGCCGGUGCGCGUGGUGCGGAGCUCCAAGGGCCGGCGCAUCAGCAAGUACGCCCCCGAGGAGGGCAACCGGUACGACGGCAUCUACAAGGUGGUGAAGUACUGGCCCGAGAUCGGGAAGUGUGGUUUCCUGGUGUGGCGGUACCUCCUCCGACGAGACGACCUGGAGCCCGCCGCCUGGACCCCCGAGGGCCUGGAGCGCAGCAAGAAGCUCAGCCUCGCCGUUCAGUACCCCCCAGGCUACCUGGAGGCCAUGGCCAACAAGACCAAGCGGGAGGCCAGUGCGCGGGGCGGGGGCUCCGGCCGGGGGAAGCGUCACCGAGGGCGGGGCCGGCCCCGGAUACACCCCAGGGUGGAGGAGGUGAAGGAGGAGCCAGGGGAGCAGAAGCCAGUGACCAUGGAGACGCAGCCGGUGCCUCGGAGGAACGGAGAGGGGCAGAAGACCCCCAGAGCGAGUGCAGUAGUGACCACAGCCGCGGAGGAGAUCCCUGCUAAGAGGAUAAAGGUGGAGGAGUCCUUCCAGCUGUCUGUCCAGCAGCGGCAGCUCAUCCAGGAGGACACGGCCAACAGGAAGCUCUGGGACGAGGCCAUGGUGUCGCUGGCUGAGGGUCAGAACUUCUUGUGCAAGGUGGAGCAGAUGUUCAUGUGCGUGUGUUGCCAGGAGCUGGCCUACCACCCCGUCACCACCGUGUGCACACACAACGUCUGCAAGACGUGUCUCCAGCGAUCGUUCCGUGCCGAGGUGUACACAUGUCCGGCGUGCCGCCACGACCUGGGCAAGGACUACGGCAUGGGCCCCAACAAGACACUCCAGAUCCUGCUCGACCAGUUCUUCCCCGGAUACAGCAAGGGCCGAUGAGCUCGUCUUCAGCGGGAAAAUAUAACACCCACACGACACUCGCAACCCAACGCUCCCAACAGAGUUCACCUCUUACUUCCCAAAAAUACUCAUAUAAGCUCCACGUUUAAAACGCAUAGUGCAACAGACAGAAAAAGGAAAUAGCCCCAAGUCAAACACACCCACUGCAUAUGAAGUCAUUUGUGUAUAUGGUAGCCCCUUGCUAGACCACAUCAGAAACGGAUAAACGUUUGGACCGCCUCCAUCCUAAUCACCAGCCUAAAUUUAAAACCCCAAAGGUCCGGAUUGCGCUUUCUUUCUAUCCAGUAAUUGUACUCACUGCCACACUGUCCGCCGAUGCCAUGAGUUCAUAGUUGUACCUCAAACCAGGCAAUGCAUGUCUGCCAGACCUUGUGUGUUAGCUUCUGUGUACCACCCAAGCAGUGCGGGGUCAAAUUACACUCAUUAGAAGGUGUGAGUACUUUAGGCAUUCCUGUGCCUAAUCUACUAGCAGCAUUGUGGGAAGACUCAUGUGGCGAAACCACUCAACACUUUUUCCACACCGUUCACAGUUUGUAUUUAUUUUAUAAAUAAUAAAACGCGUUUAGCAUAAUUUACCUGUGGUGGCAAGGAAAUCAAUAUUUGUACGGAGAUCGUAAAAUGUUUAAUGUCAAUUGAAGCACUUUAAAAACAUUUGACAUUAUUUUCUAGCCUUCGUAUGAAGUCAUAUUUGGCAGCAAAUGGUGAGGCAGUAUUUUGGAAAUGGAUAUGGAUCCAUACAAGCAGCAGGUUGGUUUUUCUUCAAAUGUUAAAUCUAGAAAAUGGAGCUAAGCUACCAAGAUUAAGGAAUUUAAAGGUUGGGUAUGGGAUUUAAAUCUUGGACAAAUGUGAAAGGUUAAGCUAAUAAAAACUGACAUUUAGGUUGAACGUUAAUCAAAUUGGUAUUAGUCUAGCUAGGCUACUGCUAAUGCUGGAGCUUGGCUUGUCUAGCUACUAGCCUGCUCUCUACUUAUAUAUUUGUUGCUAUUAUACGUUAAAAACUGCAGUUAAACCCAGGUCAUGCAGUACAGAUGUACGCUGUUUAUUAUUGGGGGAUUCUUUUUUUAAGAUCUCAAUUACAAUAUAGACAGGAAAAAUCUAGUUUGGAGGAUGUUCAAAAUGAAUUGAGUCUCGUUCUUUGAUUCUCACCAAAAGUUUGUAACUUUGUCAACCAAUCGUGACAAAUAACUAACACAAGUUAAACGUCUGAUGGAGGACUCCCAAGUGUGAAUCUGCGAUAGAAAUUAGUUCAAUUCCAAGUUACUAAAAUGGAUUCUGUCAAAUGUAUCGUAGGAGAACGCCUUGGCUUUUGUAGGAUAAAAAAUCCAAUGAAUUAUUAUAGUUUUAUUGACUAAAAUGAUCAUAGGAAAUAUGGAAAACAGCAGUUUUUCAGGGAGUCACUUUACAGUCACUUUUAUCGAAAGGGACUUUCAGUGAUUUGUGAUCCAGAUCCUGCUCCUGACGAGCUGGCCGUUCCGCAGACAUGUGGGUCGCAUCAAUACCUUCCUCUCCUCUAACCUGAUUCAUUUCCUAUGUGCAAAGGAGGUUUAAUUCAGGGGAAGCCGUCAUCAUUGGUUUUAGGUCCAUGAAUGUGAUUAUGGACAUAAUACAAUACAUGGAGGCUGAUAUUCAAGCACAAGGAAGUUUCACAGAUACAUUCUGCCAGUAAAAUCUCCUGUUGCUUUAAAUUGAGACUUUAACAGCAUUCCUACCCCCAAAAAUUUAAAGGGGGUAGACUUCCUUGUCAUUCUGAUUCCAUUUUACAAUGUCAAUCACCUUGUUACCCUGGGUAUAACCAAAAAGAAAAGCAUUCAUAGAAUAACUUGGUUGCACAAUAAUCUACUUGAUGCUAUCAAAAAAUCACUGCGGAUAUUCAAUGUAAUUGUUUGGUUGUGUGACGUCGUCCCAGGUCGGGAUUAGUCGUCACAACAGCACACUUUGCAGUUUAUGUAUUAUUAUCUACACAUGACAAUGGUCAAGGCAUUACGACUUUACAACUAGAAUAGUGUACAGUAAUUAUGGUCACAGAUUUUACAUGAUGAAUGCAGAUUUAGCAGUUUGUGUCAUGUAAUUUGUCCAAAAAGUACAAUAACAGUUUUCAACAUACAGUACCUCUCUUAUUUGCUCAUUGCCGCGUUAAUCAGAGCCAUCUCACUAGCCGGCAUGUCUAUUUCAAUGGUUCAGCUUUGCAUUCUCAUGUAAUAAUACUUCAUUGUAUUUAUGAUGACUCUUCGUAUUCUAAUUGUUUACGUGGACAACAGUGAGUCACAUGGUUGAAACUGCAACUUGGUGAUGCAACAAUGCCCGAGGUUGACAGAAAUACAUCAUGGAAUCUUAGUUAGCUGUACAUGUAAUCCAUUCAUUUGAUGUGGCUACAAAUCAACACCAAACGCCACAGUCGUCAGAAGCUAGAUUGUAAUUUGGGUAGAGGAGUUACCCCAUGUUAUUUUCUGAUUGUCUUUUGUAACAUCCUGUGUCCCAUACAAGGUUUGCAGUGGGUUUAAGUCUGCAAAUACAGAACCCUUCACUUGUUGAUGAAUUUUCAGUCGCCCGGGUCUACAACAGGUAUUUCGCCAAAGGCUGUGGGUAGGCCGUUCCCAAGGGGACGGAGUCUUAGCUGUCCCACACACAGGUUCACGCGGAACGAGAUAUUGACGAGGUCUAUGAACCCAACUUGGUCCCACACAUUUUGCUAGUCCCGUUGAGUUGUUUUUUUUGGCUUAUGUUUGGCUGGCUAUUUGUUUGUUUUCCGUGGCUAUGUCCUCGUUUCCUUUUCUGCAAGUUCUUGUCUUUGUUUUUGUUUUUUUUAAAACAUGCAAAUCCAAAGGAUGCUAUCGCCUCUAAAUCUAACUGUGACGUACUUAACUUUUAACACCGUUGUUCAAGCUUGCUUGACCAUUCCUUCUUCUCGGAUGGACUGGAGAUCUACUAGUCUUCAUUUCUGCUGCUGUAUGCGCCCCCCCCCCCCCCCCCUCUCCCUCCCCUCCCUCUCUCCCUCCCCUCCCUCUCUCCCUCCCUGUUCCCGUCAUUACCCUCUGUGCCCUUCAGUACUAACGUUUUUACUAGACGUCUUGUGGACGCUUGGCUUAAGUGUUGUGUUUUAUGUUUUUUAACUAUUGCACUCUUGACGAAGAAAAAAAACGAUUGAAAAGACAGUCACGGUCAUCCGGUUUCAUAUACUGUGUAAUAUUAUGUAUGUACGCCUUUUGUGUUCAAUCAUUUUAGUUGAGUCGUUAGUCAUGUUGAUGUGGAGGUGUCGGACCAUGGCAGUGUCAUCGCGUCAUAUUGUGAUCUGAAAUUUUAUACAUGUUAUAAUACUUGAUAUGUACCUAUUAAAUAUUUUGAUUCCAGAAAACGACUCCUCUUGGAAUGUUUUUCUUACCUGAUUCACUUGAACCGCAUUAGGUUCUGCAGUCCCCAAGGUUUUCAGAUCAACAAAAUGUUUAGUUGCUUCAUACAAUACUUGGCUCAAUCAAUAAGUAGGCAGAUUAAAUGUAUAUGAACUCACUUAAACGUAUUGCUACAAUUAAUUUAAAUUAUUAAGUGCAAUUCUUGCACAUGCUAUAUUAAUGCUUUCCUCAUUUUAUGUGUGAAUCCUCUAAAGUUAUUAGAAGUACAAUUAUACAAUUGCAUUGAGCAAGUAGUUAUAGUAAUCCACUGAUACAAAGCAUCAAUUUAAACGGCACACAUUUAGCAUUUAAUAACAAGAAUGUUUGGAUAAAAAAAAAAUCAUACAAAAUAUAGGUAUCAGGACAAAUAUCAGUUAUAGCCUAGCUUCAGGAUCUUCCUUUGAAAUAGUGGAUAUUUGCAUAAGUAUAUUGAUCUAAACUAAAGAUGAAUGGUAUGAAUCAGUGGGUGUAAUUAAAUAAUCCAAUGACAUUUUCUAUAAUUACUUUAUUAUCACAGAAGCAGGUACCACUAUGCGGUUGAACAAACUUUAAACUAUAAUGUAAAGGAUUUUAAAGGAAUGCUAGUCCAAAACUUCAGAAAUAUUAUAUAAUCACAACAAUUUCUCUUUACUUUAAACAAAAACAAAAUGCUACAAUAACAUCAGGUAUACAUCACAGAAAGAAGCCAAAACUGAGGCCUCUGAAUCAGUCACAUGCAACAGCAUCCAUGUUUUUCACUCAAAACCUUACAUAUCUAACUUGAAUUACUAUCCAGCUAUAAAGUACCAAUAAUUGGGGUUGUUGCUCAGAGCCUUGUGUACAAUCCCAAUGCUUAUAAUGCAGUGCCGUCCUACAGACGACACUUGGUAACUGCAAUAGGAUACGUUGGGAAUCGGGGAUGAAGUCCUGAUGUUCGGCACUAGAACCAGUGACAUGAAGGCAAGGCAGCCAUUACACGUGUAUCCAUCUGACGUUUUUGUUGUACAUUCAAGAAACGAAGAAUCCUUCUUCUCAGUCAAUGACCAGGGGAACCAUACAGAUAAAAAAAAAAAUGCUAAGAAUUUAACAAAAACAAGUUUGCAAUUGCAACA
Messenger RNA from Gadus macrocephalus (Pacific cod), 7654 nucleotides. Its product is annotated as E3 ubiquitin-protein ligase UHRF2-like. The coding region runs from base 196 to 3156 and encodes 986 amino acids. The record is from RefSeq and is a predicted model, not a curated record. Gene Ontology annotation, molecular function: protein binding; ubiquitin protein ligase activity. The transcript is spliced from 16 exons. Gene Ontology annotation, biological process: negative regulation of gene expression via chromosomal CpG island methylation; protein ubiquitination. NCBI's taxonomy places the organism in Eukaryota, Metazoa, Chordata, Actinopteri, Gadiformes, Gadidae.